UUGUGAUUUCGCUUAGCCUGUGUCGGGAUCGAGGUUACCGGCGCCUGCGGGAGGAGGGGCCUCCAGGCCCGCAGUGGGAUACGGGGGUCCAGCAUGGCUCUUGCUAAGGUGUGUGCGUGGCCCGCGGAGCUUUCCAUCUAUUCUGUGCCGGGCACCUGGGUACAGCGACAUGCGUGUGCCGGAGGUCCGUCCGGGUGUGAAGCUGAGCUGCAGAGCUUGCAGUCUCCCCUCCGGGGGAUCAGCGCGGGGUUAUAUAGAGCCGGGGCCGAUGAAGUUUAAUGAUGUCGCUGUGCUGUUCACGGAGGAGGAGUGGAGUAUACUAAGUGACCAACAGAGGGCGCUCUACAUGGAAGUGAUGAAGGAGAACUACGAGCACUUCAUCUUCCUGGGUUACGAGGUGCCCGUCAUCUUGUCGUUGCUGCAGGACUCCAGCAGGCAGUUGAUUGGAUCCGGUUCCCGCUCCUCUGCUCUCAUUCCUUUAGCUGGCCGAGUCUCUGCUGCCAGCCUGCAGUCUAAUGGGAAGAGUCACUCGGAAAGCAUCGCUGCCGGACCCCAGGAAACCGCCGCCGACAGCCUGCAGAACGGGGGGGACAGCAGCCACGACGAGAACCACGGCGACCUCUCCCCUCCGCCGCAUAACCGCAACCUCCGGAAGCGCCGGCAGUACUUCUGCUCGGAGUGUGAGAGCUGCUUCAAACACAGCUCUGCGCUGGAAGCCCACCGCCGCAUCCACAACGGGGACAAACCCCACCAGUGUGACGUCUGCAAAGAAACCUUCUCGUACCGGUCCGCCCUCAUCGUGCACCGCAGGCAGCACCCGGUACCGGAACCGCCGCACAACGCGCAGAUUGUGACUCCGGCUAUGACUGCGCUCGUCGCCAAACCUUUACUGGCGGUCGGCGGCGCUCCAGCCAUCACCUUAACCGUUCGGGACGUGCCCACCAUAACGCCGAGCGAAACCACGAACUCUCACGGCAUCCCAUCGGUAGGGGAGAAGCCUCUGAAAUGCCUGUACUGCGACAAGCGCUUCAACGACCCGGCGAUCCUGGAAGCCCACCACCGCAUACACACCGGCAAGCUGGCGUACCCCUGCACCAUGUGCGAGGCCAGCUUCUCCAAGCCCUCGCUGCUUGCGGCUCACAACAACACGCACAAGGAAGGCAAGCCGUUCCAGUGCGACCAGUGCGACAAAAACUUCAAUGACCAGACGCUGCUCGUCGCCCACAAACGGACGCACACGGGCGACAAGCCGCACCGCUGCAGCCACUGCAAGAAGUGGUUCCUCAACCGCGCCGCCCUGGUGUCCCACGAGGAAUGUCACGUGAAGGUCAAACCGUACAAGUGCAGGCACUGCGACAAAAGCUUCAACGACAAGUCCCUGCUCGUCACCCACGAAGGCGUGCACACGGACACCAAACCCCUGAAGUGCACGCAGUGCAGCGAGAGCUUCUUCCUGCGGACGCAGCUCAUCGCUCACCAGCUCAUCCACGAGAGCGAGAAGCCCUUCCCCUGCAGCCAGUGCGACCGGCGCUUCAACAAGAAGGAGACGCUGCUGGCCCACAUCCGCGUCCACAACCUGCAGACCACACAACAGACGGCGAAGCCGCGGCGGCAGUGACACCGCGUCCGUGCGAACAGUGCCUUCACGGGGUUAAAUAUCACAGGGCCCCGGGGCUGCGCUUUCCAGCUCCACCUCAGCAUGCAUUUUUUUUUACAUUUUUUUUGCCCCCUGUCCGUGUUCCGUUACCCCCGUGUCUGAGUUAAUAAAACGCCC
This is a messenger RNA of Spea bombifrons (plains spadefoot toad), 1774 nucleotides long. Its product is annotated as zinc finger protein 250-like. The transcript has 4 exons. The record is from RefSeq and is a predicted model, not a curated record. Gene Ontology annotation, biological process: regulation of transcription by RNA polymerase II. NCBI's taxonomy places the organism in Eukaryota, Metazoa, Chordata, Amphibia, Anura, Pelobatidae. The coding region runs from base 170 to 1618 and encodes 482 amino acids. Gene Ontology annotation, molecular function: DNA-binding transcription factor activity, RNA polymerase II-specific; RNA polymerase II cis-regulatory region sequence-specific DNA binding.